AUGGAAGAAAGAGAGGAAAAUCCACACGAGCUAUUGAAGCAGAAGCUGAGUGAGCUUGAGAAAGUAUGGACCGACAUGAAAACAGGCAAACUCUCAUCUGCAGUUUCGUGUAUCACUGUGGAAGAAGCUCUUGAGUUAAUGGAAAACUCUCCAAGGAAACUGAUGAUCUCUCUUCAACACGAUCAAGCUGGUCCAGAAGCAGAGUUGAGAUCACCCUAUAGGAGAAAACUCUUUCACGACUCUGAGGAUAAUGAUGAUGAGACCAGAGUGACAACGUUCUCUCUUUCCACUUGUUGGUCUUCGAAUGUAAUGAGAGUAGGAUAUAAUAAUAAAUAUAAUAAUGAGAAGCAGGACAAGAAGAAGAAGAGAGGAAGUAUUGUCUGUGUUUGUAUGAUUGGUCUUUUGUUAUGGGUUUUGGUUGUGUUGAUCAACGGCUUUGAUAAUAGACAGAUCAAUACUUUGGUUCCUACCUGA
Eruca vesicaria subsp. sativa (arugula) is the source of this 474-nucleotide messenger RNA. Lineage: Eukaryota; Viridiplantae; Streptophyta; Magnoliopsida; Brassicales; Brassicaceae. The record is from the annotation of a GenBank genome assembly.